UCGCUCGGUCACGGACACUCAAACCCGCAACACCACCCGGUCGGUUUUCAAACGGCUGGGAAAAAACGUGGCCGACGACGACUUGAGGAAGACAUUGCUCAGAAAGCGAACGACUCAAGCCGAAGAAGAAGAAAUGAAAAGCCUCCGAAGAAGAAUAGUCGAACUCGAAGCUCGACGUUUGGCCCAAAAACGACUUCCCUCCACCGGACAAGACCUGACAGAAGUCUGUCUCAAGCGAGCCGCGACAACCUCAAGGGCACGAAUCGAGUUCAGCCCAGCCGAACCCGAAUCACUCCUAACAUUUGAUAUUUUUCAGGAACAGUUACCCGAGAAGAUCAAGAUCCCACAAAUUGGAUUUUAUGACGGAACAUCCGACCCGGACACCCACCUAGGAUUGUGGUCACAAUUAAAGUCAAUGUUCCGAACACACUUUAUCGGAUCCCAGGCAUGCCGAAUUCCCAAAGAAUCGAACACUCAUAUCAUCCAAGGAGCGGACAAAAAUUUGAAGGAUUAUAUCAAUCGUUUCAAUGAACGGGUACAAAACAUGGAACCGUGCCAUCAAGAGACCCUGCUCGUUUCAGCAUAUUCAGGGUUGAGACCAAAUUCGAUGUUCAAAUGGACCCUUUGCCAAAACAAACCCCAGACGUACCAUGAAUUCUUGAUGAAAGCUCAACAGCAUAUCAUGGUAGAAGAAAACAUGUCCGUCCCGUCAUUUCCAGCCUUGAACGAACCACCUAAUAAAGCGAAGGAAUCCCGACCGAACAAGGAGUUCACGAAGGACGGAAGGAGUGCCCAAUUCUGGGCCAUGCAGAGGAAACAUCACGAGGAACUCACGAACAGCUACCAGGGAGUGUAUUCGGCCGGUGCGGCCGUGGUGUACGAAGAACUGAAAAACAAGGGGAUCAUCCCAGACCCUAAACCGAUCAGGGCCGACGAGGAGAAUUUGGACAAAAGCCGAUACUGCGCCUACCACAAAUCGCACGGCCACAAUACUGACCAGUGUCGGAAUUUGAUAUCUGCUCUUUUAAAACUCAUUGAUGAUCCGCAGGUAAGGAGGUUCACUAGGAUGGACGGAGGCAACCGGAGGCCAAGAAACAACGAUCGAAUGAACCUAGGAGACGAUCUCGACUUUGGAGCGAAUCCUCGGAGAACGAACGAACAACCCAAUGAAAUCUUGAUGAUAAGUCAGGAGCAACGAGGUGAGACAAGUGCAUCCGAGGGAAGGAAAAGGACAACAUCCAGUCGAGACGAGGAGCAUUCGGUUCACAUCCCAAUCCGAAGAAGCGGACUGCCCACCAGGGUCAACACGAGCAGAGAGAGUACAGGCGUGUCGAGAAGGCAAGUCAAGGCAUAUGUCCGGAAGGCAUACAGCACAGGACACCAAGUCAGCCGAGCGGAGGCCAACCGACAAGUGCCCAUGCCCACGAACUUAAUAAUGUUUUCGGAUGAAGAUUCUUUCCCAUUCGAUAAUCCGCACUCAGACGCACUCGUAAUAACAGCCCCUAUCUUCCGCAUCCCAGUUCACCGAAUCAUUGUGGACACUGGAGCGUAUUCAA
This is a messenger RNA of Striga hermonthica, 1556 nucleotides long. The record is from the annotation of a GenBank genome assembly. Lineage: Eukaryota; Viridiplantae; Streptophyta; Magnoliopsida; Lamiales; Orobanchaceae.